GCUCUCGCGCAUCUCUCGCGCUGUCUUGUCAGAGGACAUGAACACAUGUUUUGAUUACACCACCGGUGGCCGAGCGGCUCCUCCGUUAUUCCUAAUUAAACUCAAUUCCCAAAGUAACAUUUAUCUUCCAGGGUCUGCGCGUUCACUGUGCGUGAGCGCCACUGCCUUCUGCUGUGCGAGAGGAGAUGCGCGCGGGGUCAAUCAAUAAAGCGAGGACACAGACACGGAGGAGCCGAGAUUGGGGUCGACUCCUUUAGCCAUGUUGGCUGCGACGUGUAAUAAAAUUGGGAGCCCGAGUGCUUCUCCUUCCUCUAUUUCGGAUAACUCCUCUUCGUUCGGGAAAGGAUUCCACCCGUGGAAACGAGCGGCAGCCAGCAGCUGUAGUUUGGGAUCCGGUUUAUCCUCUUUCGCUCGGAAUGGUGGUGGUUUAAGCGACUCUUUUGGCACGAACACUUCCACGGGAUCCAGUGCCUUUUCCUUAACUUCUGGUACUUCAUCCAACUCCCAUUACGGAAACGACUACUCCGUUUUCCAGGCGUCGGUUUCCAACAACUCCCAAGAGCCCAGCCACCAGCCCAUGUUUAUUUCCAAGGUGCACACGUCCGUGGACAGUUUGCAAAGCAUUUACCCGAGAAUGAGCGUGGCGCAUCCCUACGAGUCGUGGUUCAAGUCCUCGCACCCUGGCAUACCCACCGGGGAUGUGGGCACCACGGGCGCAUCCGCGUGGUGGGACGUGGGAGCCGGCUGGAUUGACGUGCAGAACCCGAACGGAGCCGCGCUCCAGACGUCCCUUCACUCCGGUGGGCUGCAGACUUCUUUACACUCUCCUUUGGGGGGAUACAACUCAGACUACUCGAGUUUAAGCCACUCUGCCUUCAGUACCAGUGCGUCCCCGCAUCUCCUGACCACCGGUCAGCAUCUCAUGGACGGAUUCAAACCCGUGCUCUCCUCGUACCCGGACUCCAGUCCCUCUCCCCUGGGUGGAGCGGGAGGUUCCAUGUUGACAGGGGGUCCGACGGCCUCGUUGGCGGGGUCUCCGCGGUCCUCAGCGCGGCGCUACUCGGGCAGAGCGACGUGCGACUGCCCGAACUGUCAAGAGGCGGAAAGGCUGGGUCCAGCUGGCGCGAGCCUCCGCAGAAAAGGGCUACACAGCUGUCACAUUCCCGGGUGUGGGAAAGUGUACGGCAAAACGUCGCACCUCAAGGCUCAUUUGAGGUGGCACACCGGAGAAAGGCCGUUUGUGUGUAACUGUGAAGUGGCCUGUCAUUGCUAA
Messenger RNA from Sinocyclocheilus grahami, 1273 nucleotides. RefSeq names its product transcription factor Sp8-like. Gene Ontology annotation, biological process: regulation of transcription by RNA polymerase II. Gene Ontology annotation, molecular function: RNA polymerase II cis-regulatory region sequence-specific DNA binding; DNA-binding transcription factor activity, RNA polymerase II-specific. Lineage: Eukaryota; Metazoa; Chordata; Actinopteri; Cypriniformes; Cyprinidae. The coding region runs from base 260 to 1273 and encodes 337 amino acids. The transcript has 3 exons. The record is from RefSeq and is a predicted model, not a curated record.